Molecule: messenger RNA, 1544 nt
Organism: Propithecus coquereli (Coquerel's sifaka)
Lineage: Eukaryota; Metazoa; Chordata; Mammalia; Primates; Indriidae
Gene: GPR12
Product: G protein-coupled receptor 12
Exons: 3
Coding region: 146-1150 (334 amino acids)
Biological process (GO): G protein-coupled receptor signaling pathway
Cellular component (GO): membrane
Molecular function (GO): G protein-coupled receptor activity
Source: RefSeq, a predicted model, not a curated record
GCCCUCCCGGCCCGCUCCGGAGCCCAGCCGCCGCCCCUGGCCGCCGCGGGCGCCGGCGCCGACAUGCGACUCGAGUAGCUCGCGCGCUGUGGAAGCACCAGAGGAGCCCCCUCGGCCCGGGCGCGCCAAGAGGACAGGGGUUAAAAUGAGUGAAGACCUGGAGGUCAAUGCAAGCGGGCUGCCUCGGGAUUACUUAGACGCCGCUGCCGCCGAGAACGUCUCAGCUGCUGUCUCCUCCCGCGUUCCCGCCGGAGAGCCCGAGCCCGAGCUGGCGGUCAACCCCUGGGACGUCGUCCUGUGUACCUCGGGAACCCUCAUCUCCUGUGAAAAUGCCAUCGUGGUCCUCAUCAUCUUCCACAACCCCAGCCUGCGAGCACCCAUGUUCCUGCUCAUAGGCAGCCUGGCUCUCGCGGACCUGCUGGCCGGCAUCGGCCUCGUCGUCAAUUUUGUCUUUGCCUACCUGCUGCAGUCGGAAGCCGCCAAGCUGGCCACCAUCGGCCUCAUCGUCGCCUCUUUCUCUGCCUCAGUGUGCAGCCUGCUGGCCAUCACGGUGGACCGCUACCUCUCGCUGUACUACGCGCUGACGUACCACUCGGAGCGGACGGUCACCCUCACCUACGUCAUGCUCGUCAUGCUCUGGGGGACCUCCAUCUGCCUGGGGCUGCUGCCCGUGCUGGGCUGGAACUGCCUGCGGGACGAGUCCACCUGCAGCGUGGUCAGACCGCUCACCAAGAACAACACGGCCGUGCUCUCGGUCUCCUUCCUCUUCAUGUUCGCGCUCAUGCUGCAGCUCUACGUCCAGAUCUGCAAGAUCGUGAUGCGCCACGCCCACCAGAUAGCCCUGCAGCACCACUUCCUGGCCACGUCGCACUACGUGACCACGCGCAAAGGGGUCUCCACCCUGGCCAUCAUCCUGGGGACCUUCGCCGCCUGCUGGAUGCCUUUCACCCUCUAUUCCUUGAUAGCGGAUUACACCUACCCCUCCAUCUACACCUACGCCACCCUCCUGCCCGCCACCUACAAUUCCAUCAUCAACCCUGUCAUAUAUGCUUUCAGAAACCAGGAGAUCCAGAAAGCCCUCUGCCUCAUUUGCUGCGGCUGCAUCCCGUCCGGCAUCGCCCAAAGAGCGCGCUCGCCCAGCGACGUGUAGCCGUGGAGGGUCGGCCCAGGAGGGUCCUGCACUUACCGAGCACUUCCACUGCCCGGCCAGGGGUCGGAUGCUUCCCUUGCAUUCUUUGCAUUGGAUUCUCUGCCAAGCCACGGAGCACUUAGCACUGGUGAAACAAGGACAGCGUUUAGAUGAGUUAAGUGAUUGACGUGAAAAUGUUACCAGUGUUUUCACCAUUUAAAAGAAAUUGUUGAGUUCUUCGCUCAGUUAUUAUUUUGUUGUGUUUGGGGGCAGAGGUUUUUGCUUUAUAUUUUGUUUGGAGUUUGCUGGUGGGUGGGAAAGGAAGGGAUAUGAUAUGACCAGGAUUUUAUAAAAAGUAAAUGAGUCCCAGAGUUUUUACCUGGACUUUAAAAUAAAUCUGAGUUAUUGAGGAAAA